Molecule: messenger RNA, 2158 nt
Organism: Amphiprion ocellaris (clown anemonefish)
Lineage: Eukaryota; Metazoa; Chordata; Actinopteri; Pomacentridae
Product: actin-associated protein FAM107A
Exons: 4
Coding region: 20-406 (128 amino acids)
Biological process (GO): actin filament bundle assembly; actin filament polymerization; regulation of actin cytoskeleton organization
Cellular component (GO): synapse; neuron projection; stress fiber
Source: RefSeq, a predicted model, not a curated record
UCUCAGACAACAACCUCUCAUGAAGGACCAGUACAGCACAGAUAAUGGAGUCAAGCCUGGAGCCUCCACAGGUCACUCAAACCCCACCAAGGUGUCCAGGACUCACAAUGAACUUCACAAGGAACUGCUACUAGCUCACAAAAAGGGUCUGGCACUAAGCAGCAGGUCAGAACUUCAGCAGGUGCUGGAGAGGAGGAAAAGAGUCCAGAGUGAUCGGGAUGAGGAGGGACAGAGCAGGACUCCUCUGGAGGAUGUGCUUCUCAGACGUCAGCAGAAACAACUUGAGAGGGAGAGAGAACAAGAUGAACAAGUACGUGGGGAAUCCCAGUUGAUGGAGUUUGUUAGAGUGCGACAGAACCUAAGAAAGAUCCACUCAGUGAUCCAGGACAAGGCUGCAAACACUUGAAGUGAUACAGAAGAAUGCAUCCAAAAUUUAAAAUGAUCUUUGGUCUAAGUAUUCAACAUCUGCUGCCCUUCACAGGCAACAGAAACAACAGAGCGCAUGCAAAAACACAAUUAGUAUAAACGACUUCAGAACAAAUCUUUUAACAGACCCACACAAAUUCACAGGUGCUUAUAGAAACAGCAUUGUUUUAUGGAAGGUUGAUCAAAUGUUCCAAGCCUGUGCAUGGAGCAUGCAGGCAACAUGUGCAAGCAGUAACUGUCAAGAGUCAGGAUGUCACGUGACACUGCACUAUCAAUAGCAGGACACAUAUGUCAAGCGCCAUCUGUGAUGAGCGCUGAAUCUCUUUAACUGUGUCGCAAUGUUGACUCUUCAACUUGUAUUUCAUUUUGGCAAAGAGAAAGAAAUCACAGGGCAUCAUAUCUUGCAAGUGGGGUGGGUCAGUUGUUGUGGAAAAGAAACAACAAAAAAAACAACUGGGCACUCAGCUCAUUGGAGCACAGAUCAGGUCGUUUGCGGUCAAUGAUCUUCAUCAGACACCUUGGAAUGUAACAGCAGAACUCUGCCUUGACAGCCUGACCCUGUGUGAUUAAGUCCUGACAAUCACAUGAAUGUAAAAAAAACAAAACAAAACAUAUGCUUCUGCUUUGUUCCUGACCGCUGUGAAAACUGCUGUUUCUUCUCUCAGUUUUAACUAUGGACCUAUCAUCAUAAUGGUCUUUUACAAGAAGGUUGGAUACCAGCUGCUGAAUGUGAUGUUUUUUCCUCUGCUCCAGCUUAGGCUUCAUUGGAGAAGGAGCAAAUGCACACCUACCAGUGGUCACAACAAUGUCUGCACAGGUCCCAAUGUUGACAGUAUUGCAUCAUGUUUUGAUGACAGGUCCAUGCACAAUCCUGGGACAUUUUGAUUAACCCUUGUAACUGUCAAGACAUGCAAUCUUCCUCUUUUUGUAUAAAUUACCCAUUUUUAGUUUUGCUUGGUGUCUUGGUCAUUUGAUCUUAUUUGGCUUGUCAGAUUUGGACUAAUAUUGUACUAUUUAAUUCCCAGAGACAAUGAAAGAAUCUGGCAAUAAUAUCUGGAAACUUUGCAAACAGUUGCAUGCAAAAAUUUGAGUACUUCUGGAUAAAUUACACAUUUUGUUGUGAAGUGUGUAGUGAAAAACUGAUAAUGUACUUCAGCUUGUCUUUCUAUUUGAACACAUUUGUAAUAGAUUUGAUGUCUAAUUAGGAUAGUUGUGCUGUUUAAGAAACCUGCCUUGUUUCACUUUUACUUUCAUAAACAAUUGUAUGAUAUUUGUAUCUAGAAGUUCCUGAUAUUUAGUGAAACACAUUCUUCCUUCUAUCCAUGUAAUGUUUCCUGUGCCAAUAACUGCCACACAUCGCUAAAGAUUAAUAUUUUUUACUUUUGUGAUUAACUCUGUGAUUAACUUUGUGUUUUCAUUAAAUACUGCUCCUUUUUUUCCUCCCAUCAUACCUUUGGUGAUUGAGACAAAAGAGCUGCAUUUUAAUUUUUUUUUAAAGUUAAUCUAUCAACAGCAUUUGUUCAUGAAAUGGACUGUCGUUUAUCCAGAUGUUGCUGUCCAGAAUGUACGGUGAAGAAUUUGUAGGAAGGUUUCCUUCUGAUGAUUUUAAUCUAAUUUAGACACACACUGCAAAGAAAAAUUUUUUUUUUAAAUGCUUUGAGUCAAUUUCACAAAAUGCAUUAAUUUGAUAUACCUAAGAAACAUUCUGUUUUAUUUUAUGUGCAUAGGUUGA